Molecule: messenger RNA, 2136 nt
Organism: Fusarium tjaetaba
Lineage: Eukaryota; Fungi; Ascomycota; Sordariomycetes; Hypocreales; Nectriaceae
Product: tenascin X precursor
Exons: 1
Coding region: 1-2136 (711 amino acids)
Source: RefSeq, a predicted model, not a curated record
AUGGCGAACCCCACUCUCCGAGUCAUUCUUUUGGCUCUGUUUGUUUGUCUUGUUUGCUCUCAAGACGCCCCGAACCAACAGCCCCUAUCACCUUCACCCCAAAACCCUGUUGGCUCAACCCCGGGUAAUACCUUUUGCAAUGGCCCUUGUGUCCAAGUGUCCCUAGAUGACAUUACCCCAUCCUACGAUGCCCAAAGUAAAGUUAAAUGUUGUCCUACGGGCACAUUCUUUGACGGCACUACCUGUGUCUCUAAACCGUCAACUGUGUGCCCACCCGAUACAUCCCUCCAGGGCGGAUCUUGUAUCUCCAACCAGAAGCCAACGUGCCCAGCUGGUACAGUUCUCCAGGCGGAGAAAUGUGUUUCUACCACCGAGCCCGGUUGCUUAUCAGGAGCUCGAUUCGACGGCUGCAACUGUAUCUCUACCCAAAUUCCCUCCUGCAGUGCAGGAUUUGACUUUAAUGGCGUCGCUUGCGUCUCUACACAGUCUUUGGUUUGUCCAGCAGGAUAUACCGUGGUCGGGAACCUCUGUGCGCAUAACUUGCCCCCGACCUGCCCGCUCGGGGAGAAAUUAGAAAAAGGGUCUUGCAUCCAUUCGACCCCACCUUCUUGCCCAGCUUCGACGACCCUUGAGGAUGGCCUAUGUGUCAAGAAGCAGGCUCCAUCAUGUGCAGCUGGCUUUGUGUUCGAUCAAGGGAGCAAGAGCUGCACCCACCAAGAGAAACCCACCUGUCCCACUGGCUCAAUAUUCAGUGGGCGCGUUUGCAUCUCGGAUAAGCAACCCAAGUGCAAGGAAGGCGAAUUUAAAGAGGGUGCUUGUCAAAGCCUGGAUGAGCCGCUCUGUGUUUACGGCGCGAGCCUCAUGGACAAUAUUUGUGCGAAACCAUUUGUCUGCAGUGAUGGGUUGGUGAAAUCUCGGGACCCCAAGACAGGCAGUGAGUAUUGCUGUCCGGCAAACAUGGGGUGGGAUGAAGCCACGAAACGAUGUUUGCUACCUGCCAAAGACUCUACAGCUUGUCCAGCCGGAAGUACUUUUCAGGGUGCACAAUGUGUAUUUACACCUGGGGAGGUGGAGUGUGAGCCCGACUUCACCUUCAAUGGACAUGCCUGUGCACAUCGCGAUUCACCUUCCUGUCCAGAUAAAACUACUUUCUCAAACCGAGCUUGUGUUUUUACUGAGAAGCCUUCAUGCGACGAGGGAACAUUCGACGGAUCAGCCUGUGUCAUGCCUCAGAAACCCAGCUGCUCAGGCAAAUCUGUCUUGUCAGGGGACACCUGCGUGUCUAUGGAGUCGCCAGCCUGCCCUGACCAGAUGAUUCUCCGUCCGCGCGGGGACGUGUGCAUCUCCACGAGCUCUCCUACAUGCCCUUCAGGAUCGGUGUCAGAUGGCGGCAAUCUCUGCCUCACAACCAGCACUCCCGUGUGCACUGCAGGAACACUGAGAGAUGGCAAGUGUAUUGCCAGCACAGGUCCAACUUGUUUAGACAAUACCAUCUUCGAUGGCAAGUAUUGUGUUUCUCAGAGCCCCCCAGGCUGUGAGCAGGGCUUCACUUUCAACGGAACUGCGUGUGUCUCGCACGGCCUCCCUGCUUGCCCUGGAGGUGCCAUCUUUGACGGAAAGGCUUGCCUCCACAGCGAGGCUCCUAAAUGUCCCUCGAACACUCACCUCCAGGGGGACAAGUGUGUCAGCCAAUCAGGUCCCAGGUGUCCUGACGGUUAUGUUUACUCACCGCAGGGAUGUAUCUCAGGGAAGCUCCCAGAGUGUCCAAGCGAUCUACACUUGGAAGGGGAAAACUGCAUUUCCAGCAAUAAACCAACAUGUAUUGCUGGUACACAGCUUGUCAACGGCUCCUGUGUUUCUAUCGAUGGUCCAAAUUGUCCUACUGGUAGCCAAUUGCGGCCCGAAGGAUGCGUCACCGUUACUGUCCCAUCCUGUCCCUACGGCUCGAGUCUUGAGGAUAACAAGUGCGUCUCCAACGAUAGACCCAAGUGUACUCUUCCUCUAGUCGUGUUGGGCGACAAGUGUGUCUCUCGAGACCAACCGUCUUGUCCCGCAGGUACCACUUUCUCCCUUGGAAAGUGCACACUUGCUGCAUCUCAUGGCUGUUACAGCAUGCAGUUUUGCCCUCCAUCGUGA